AUGAGGAUAAAAAGUGUUGUAUUCGUGGGCGCCCUUACGAUAUUCCUAGUUGUUUGUGAUGUACACAUAUCCGAACAUAACAGAUAUAAUCCCAACAUUUUACAUCAAGACGAUAAAGAAUCUACAACCCCAUCAAGAACCCGCACCAACAUCGACUAUAAUAAUGAAGGUCAUACCACCCACAAGCAGAACAAGAGAAGCAUGCUGACCAAAUCAGACAAUGAAGAUAUCCCCAUAGAUAAAAUCCACAAUAAAGCCGCGCGCAAAGUACGGCACCACCAUGGCGAAAACCCUUCAGAAAAACCAGUAAAGACUCCUAGGAAAAGAAAGGGUAGGUGCAGAAGAUACGCGCAGCGCUACUACCAACCCUACCAGGGUAUGCCUGUGUAUGUGCCAAAAUACAACCAACAGAAUUACCUGGCACCCAGCUACGUACCCCCGCAGUACGUAGUGCCGUCCUAUUACUCGUCCAUGUGUCGGAGUUACUGUGUUCCUUGCGUAACUUCAACGUGCCGCAGGAGAUGCCCCUAUUUUCCUGGCAGCUCUACUACGAAAUCCACCCACCCUGGGACGAAGCCUACUGCCACGAUUACGGUCACCUCUGCUGAUGUGACCAAAACCAGUACUAAGCCUACUGCGACUAUAACAGUCGUAACUAAACCACCUUGCAACUGCAACGAAGCUGGAUCCAAAUCUCAAACAUGCGACAAUACUGGCACUUGCCUUUGCAAACCCAAUUACAUCGGAAAAAUUUGCGACAGAUGCAAAGACGGCUACUGGAAAAAUCGAAACAAAGACUGUGUCUACUGUAAUUGUAACAAAUACGGGUCAAUACCAAAUAGCUUUUGUGACAAAACAACUGGAAGGUGCCACUGCAAAGAAGGAGUUACAGGUGCCGCUUGUGACAGUUGCAAGUCGCUAUACUACGGGAUAACUAAAGAGGGAUGCAUAGCAUGUAAUUGUAACCAAGAUGGAUCUCAAUUUCAAACAUGUAACAGUACUGGCGACUGCCUGUGUAGACCUAAUUAUAAUGGAAAAACUUGCGCAACCUGCAAGGACGGUUAUUGGAAGAACCGAAACAAAGACUGUGUCAAAUGUGAAUGUAACAAAUACGGGUCAGUACCAAAUACCUUUUGUGACAAAACAAGUGGAAGAUGCCACUGUAAAGAAGGAGUUACAGGUGCCACUUGUAACGCUUGCAAGCCUCAUCAUUAUGGAACAAUAGAAAAAGGAUGUAAAGAAUGCGACCCAUGUGACAAACCCGGUCAUAUAUGUGAUCCCCAAAACGGAAAGUGUGUUUGCCCUUCAUUAACAGCAGGAGACAAUUGCCGACAGUGUGCACAAGGCGCUUGGGGGUACGUACCUGGUACCGGCUGUAAGUUGUGCCAAUGUUCGCAAAAUGGAAGUUUAAGUUCACACUGCAACACAGUUAAUGGAAAAUGCGAUUGUAAAACUGGGUAUGAAGGUGAAAAAUGCGAGAAAUGCAGUUUUGGUUAUUACGGAUACCCAAACUGCAAAAAAUGUAACUGCAACCUGCUGGGCACCAACAAAGAAGACUGUCAAGAUAGUAACUGCAAAUGCAACGACAAUGGAACUUGCAGGUGCAAAGAAAAUGUUCAAGGGACCAAAUGUGACGCCUGCAAGCUUAAAACUUUUAGCUUAACUAAAGAAAACCUCAAAGGUUGUACACAAUGUUUCUGUUUUGGUAGAAGUAAAAGAUGUGUAGAUGCUCAGUUGAACUGGGAUAAAAUACGAGUAAAUAAAAUAAACAACAAAAGUAAAAGACAGGCUAUUAAUAACGAUUAUUGGAAACUACCUAAUAAAUUCAUGGGCGACUUGACAACCUCUUACGGGGGUUAUUUAACUGUAGAUCAGGGGCAGGGCUAUUUCACUGUAAAAUUAGAAGGCAAUGGAGUUGGUUUGCAAUCAAGUUCAUCAAGUAAUGAGCUUCAAUUAGUUGAAAGCAAUUGGAAUAUAGAGUUUAGAAAUCCACAAUUUCCAAACAGUUGCCAAUCUAAGUUAACCAGAUCUUGCUUUAUGGUUGUUUUACAAAACGUCACUUCCUUUCUAGUCGAAGCCAAUAACAGAAUAAAUGAAGUCCUGUUGGAUAAAGCAAAACCAAAUCUACCUACAUAUCCGCCUGCUCAUUCCAUAGAAAGAUGUGAGUGUCCUAAGGAAUACACGGGCUUGUCUUGUCAAGAUCCUAAUGUGGGAUAUUUCAGAUAUUUUUCAAAUGAUACCAAGGAUAAGUGGAUUGACAUAGUCGUUGGAAAAGCCAAACUGUGUGAGUGCAAUAGUAGGUCACAGAGCUGUGAUCCAAAUACUGGCUUUUGCAAAAACUGUACUCACAGUACAUCUGGCAACCACUGUGAAUUAUGUGACACAGGUUAUUAUAAAGAUGUCAGUGGAAACUGCUCACCCUGUCUAUGCCCUACUGCUAGUCAAAAUAAUGCAGAAAGUUGUUCACCAAUAGAGAAGAGUUUUAAAUGUAACUGCAAGAAAGGUUACAUGGGACAAUUUUGUGAUCAAUGUGAUGAUGGCUAUUUUGACAAAGACGUUUCUCCCAAAUCUUUAAUAUGUGAACCUUGUGGUUGCAAUCCAUUUGGAGUAGUUGACGGGAAGGGAGAAAGUUGCAAUGAAUUUGGAAUAUGUCAAUGUAAAGAAGGAUUUAAAGGUGAAAAAUGCAAUGAAUGUGUUAAUGAAAGAGAAUAUAUUAAAAAUGGAGUUUGUUCUCCAUGUGAUGAAUGUGUGAAAUUACUUUUUUCCGAAAUUGAUAAUCUUACUUUAGCUGUUGAUGAUACUUUCAACUUAUUCAAAAGUGAUGUAAAACCACCGUGGAAGUUAUUGACCAACACCAUAGACAAACACAACAUGUUAUCAGAGAAAUUUAAGAGAAAGAAAGAACAGACAGAUAAUCUAUUACAAAACUCGAAAUUGGACCAGCUGAAAGAAAAAAUAAAUGCUAUGCAAGAAAGACUGAAACAAAAAAAUGAUGAAGCCAAAACAAACAUUAUUAAUACGGAUAAACUACAAAAUUCAUCCAAUUCAUUAGUAGACGAAAUUCAAAAAUUAAAUAAAAAAUUAAUUAAUAUUAUUGAAACCUUGGAUAAUUCUGGACCAAAAUCAACUAACGUUAAGAACUCGCUAAAAAAGGCUAAAGAAAUUUUGAAACAAAUUAAUGCGAUUUCAAAAAAGUUUAACAAUCAAGAAGAUCAAGAGGCAGUUAACUAUUGCAAAAAUGUAACACAAAAAAUAAACGAUAUUUAUAAACCCCCGUCAAAUAUGCCAAAACAGCUACUCGAAGACUUAAAUAAUAAACUAGAUGAUCUUUCAGAUAUUACCGCAGAUGUUGAAAAACUUGUUAAUAAAGCUGAAAAAAAGAACCUCGAUAAUGCAGACAGAAUUGUAAAAUUCAAGGAGAAAUUGGAAACACUCAAAAAUAAUAGUCGAGGAGUUGAAGAUAGUGUAAGGGAAAUAAUGUCUAAAAUAAAUGCUACAGAUGAUUUAAUUCUACAAUUAGAAGUUGUAUAUAAUGACUUAAAAAAUAUUACCAAUUUUAUGGAAUUUAAACAACUUGAAAAUCGUGUUCGACGACAAAUGGAAAAUUCGCCUAAAACCAACGAACUAUUUUUUAAAGCUAUAGAUCAUGUUCGAGAACUGGAAAAAAAGAUCAAUUCUUACCAAAGUUUGUUCAAUUUCACUAAAGACGAAUGGAAAAAAAUUAAUGCUAGUGGAUCAUACGAAACACUACUACAUGGAAUAGAAGAGGCAAAAAGAGAUAUUGAAUUAUCCAGGAAAUUAUUAGAAGACGCUACCAAACUCAUAUAUCCUGCAAACUCAGAAAAUGUACUAGACAAAGCAAACUUAGCACUGACAUACUCAGAGAAAAUAAAACAGAGAAUUAAUAAUCUAAAAAACAUUUCAAAGAAUCUCACAGAGGUAAAAAACAAGUUAGAUAAAUUUAAAUACAGCAUACUUAGUAGUGGUAAAGCCAACAAUGACUUGAACCAAAUAUUGCACAAAAUGGAAACAGAUAUAACAUCCCAGGCAGAUGUAGUUUCUAAAUUAGAAGAUGCCAUAAAGAACAGCAAAGUUAUUUCCGAAGAUAUGGAGCAAAUUCGUAAAAAAGUUCAAGAUAUACUUACUGCAAGUCAAGAUAGCUUUUUCAAUAAAUACAAUAUGUAUCUAAACCUAAUUUCUAAAGAAGAGAUUGACAAGUUGAAAGCAAAAUUAAAUAACACCAGAGAACAUCUUAAGAAUCUCAACAUAAGUUCCACAUAUUUUGACACUAUCAAAAAAUUCAAUACAGAAAAUAAAAACAGAAAUAUACAAGCCAUUCAAGCCAGGAUUGAAGAGUUAACUAAUAAAAUUAAUUACGCCAAACAAGCAGCUGAUAUAAUAAGUGUAGCAAUGAAUAUAUCAAAUUGUCAUAUGUCCUAUCAAUUACCUCAAAUGGAAGUGUUUAAAAGUUUAUCCAUCACAUUUAAGUGCAAAACAUGUCAAAUAUUUAAGUUAGCAAAUGCUGAUGGAGAGUUCAAUUUAACAGUUGAAAAUAACAACAUUAUACUUAAAUUUAACGACAAAAAUAUAGUGAUCUCCAGUACCGAAAAAGACAAGGAAAAAACUGUUAACAUUGAAAAAUUAGGUUCAUUAAUCAAAAUGCAAGUAGACACUAUAGAAAAAACUGAGCUUACUGAUUCUCCGUACUACAUUAUACAUCCUUAUGACCAAAUUGAAAUUGGUAGUACAAAUAACAAAAUUAACGGCAAAUCGUAUGUGUACAAUGUUAUACUAAACCAAAAAAAGUUUGGUUUAUGGAAAUUUUCUCAAACAGAAGGAAAUUGUACAGGUGAAACUAGGGAUGAAACUGAAAAGCAACCAGAUAACGUUAAUACAUUCUUUAAUGGAAAAGGAUACGUUACAUAUGGAAAAAAUAGUAACUUAAAUCCCACGAAACUUACUUUAGGGUUUGAUUUCAGCACAUUUGAUGAAAACAGUUUGAUUUAUUUGGCUGCAUUUGAUGAAACCACUACAAUAUCUAAAGGGGAUAACUGUGCAUACAUAAUAUUAUAUUUGAAGAACGGCUAUUUAAAUCUUAUUGUAAAACAUUCUAAUGGUUUAAGCAGCACUUUAGCUUCGGACAAUAAAUCUAAUAAUGGCAGAAAGCAUCAUGUUGACAUCAAUAUGGAAUAUGACAAAUCUGGAGUUCAAUACUACAUCCUUCUAACGAAAAAUGAAACCCUUGAAAACAUAAAAGAUACCACGAAUGCCCUUAAUAAAAAAUAUGUGUUCAAAAUAAAACAGGCCUCUCAUUAUCUCGGUGGUACUCCCCCAGUUUACAAUAAAACAUGCCUACCCAUUAAUACAACUUCUUUCUUGGGUUUCUUAAAGGUGACUACACCACUAACGAAUGAAAUAUUGUCAUAUGGAACGAUAAAAACAAAUAAACAGGUUCUUGAAUUUUACCAAGUUCAAGUAAAUAAAAAUGGAUAUAUGAAAGUCAAAUUAAUGGAAGAACAAGUUCAAAAUAUCAGUUUCAUUUUACAACCCACUUCUGCAAAUGGUAUAAUUAUGAACCUUGCACAUUAUAACAUCUCUUUGGAUAACUACAGACUAAAGAUUGUCGGAAUGGAAAAUGACCACAACAUAAGUUUAGAUGCAAAUGAAUACAACACUGUGAACAUAUCGUACAAAGAAGGAAUUUUAGUAGUGAACAGUAAUGAAAAAGUUAUCCAGGUCCCAACUGAAGUAAAUAUUGUAGAUCUUAUUAUUACACUAGGUGAUAAAUAUAAAGGAUUCAGUGGUGGACUAAGCAACAUUUUGAUAAAUAACAAAGAAUUAUUAUUUACUCCAAAUGGUGUAGUUGAAUUUUCUAAUGUAGAAAUUGGUAGAGAACUGCCAUCAAUCAAGGUCAGGAGUACUAAAAAAGCCGUGAAGAGUCUCUCUACAUAUUUUACGAACACGAUGCUAAAUACUGAAAGCUGUGCCAGGUCAUCAAAUUAUGAAACUAUUUCUGAAGCAAUUAAAUUAGGUGAUACAUCAAAUAGUUACACUUAUAUAAAAUCAAAUUUCUGGAAAACCGAUUAUUCAGUCAGUUUUCAGUUUAGGACUUAUUACCCGCAUGGGUUACUAUUUAUAUCUAUUGGUAAUCAAAAGCAACAGCAUUAUAACCUACUGAAAUUGACAGACGGAGAGCUCAGCUUGAAUAUUAAAGGGAAAAUAAAUAAAUCUCCAGUUAUUUUGAAUGGCAAAUUGAAUAAUGGGCAAUGGCAUAGUGUUGAGCUGUCCAAGAAGAAACGAAAAUUAGCAAUAGCUGUAAAUGGACAGCAGAAAAAAAUUGUUAAAAUUCCGAAAACCGCAGUCAGAAAUGAAAUAUAUAUAGGAGGUGUUCCCUCGAAUUCUGAUUAUUUACAGGUAACUGGACUGGGGGAACUUGAUCCAUUUAAAGGGUGCUUAAGGUCUUUAAUUAUUAAUAAUGAACAUCAAUUCGUUAAAACUAAAGAUGUACAACACAGCAAUACUGGUCAGUGUUUCUCCAACGUCGAAGAGGGAGCAUACUUUAGUGGUAGCAGCUUUGCAAUAUUCAAAGAAAAUUUAAAAAUAAACAAAAUUGUGGAACUAUUUUUUGAGUUUAAAACCACAGAACAAAAUGGAAUAUUUUUAAGUGUAUCUAACUUCGGAAAUGGCCCCGGUCUUUCAGUGGAGUUACAAAAUGGUGCGGUUGUUAUGACAGUUGAUAUGGGAAAUGGAGUUAUAUCACAUGCCAAAAAUAAUCUAUUUUCCAAAUUUGCAUUGUGCAACAACAUGUGGCACAAUGUAACAGCGAUGUAUUCAAGCUCCGAAUUAACAGUUUUUGUUGACGGUAUUAGACAAACGUGGGCACAAUCAAUCACAAAUUCUUUACUGGAUGAAAUUAGCGCACCUAUAUAUAUUGGAGGAUUUCCAGGAGACGCACCAGCAGAAACUCGCAAAUCGAGAAGGAAUUUUAACGGAUGCUUACGAAGACUAAAAAUCGAAAAUACGUUAAUUGACUGGUCCAACAUGAGAGAACUAUAUAAGGUUUCAUUAAAUUCAUGUCCAACUUAAAAAUAACUGCCAUUGUCCUUCGACAAAUACAAAAUAAACCAAAACCUGAAAAAAUCUAGUGACAGCUUAAGUAUUAUACCAUAAUGUAUUAUAAAGUCACUGCCAACAAAUUGUAAAUACAUAAUGUAGAUAUUUAUUCAAUUUUGUAUUUAAAAAUGCCAUAUAUUAGAUCUAAGAGAAAUGUAAUAUUUGUAUAUAUGAUUUUUAUUGUGUGUGAUACAACAAAAUACAAACUUUAUCAAAUAAGGAAACAGCCAGAAUGUAUAUAAUAGUUAAUCGUUAUAAAAAAUUCUUCUAAAGUAAAAAUAAAGUACUAAAAUCAGA
Molecule: messenger RNA, 7410 nt
Organism: Anoplophora glabripennis (Asian longhorned beetle)
Lineage: Eukaryota; Metazoa; Arthropoda; Insecta; Coleoptera; Cerambycidae
Product: laminin subunit alpha-2
Exons: 26
Coding region: 1-7086 (2361 amino acids)
Cellular component (GO): basement membrane
Source: RefSeq, a predicted model, not a curated record